UGCACAGUAGCAUCAGGAAGGCCCUGCCCCAAUGCCUGAGAUCUGGGCUGGAAAAACAGUUCCUGAUGUGACUCCCAGCGCAGAGCAAAGAGCAGCACUCACACCCUCUCUGCUCCGCUCCUGCACAGCCUCCCAUGUACAUAGCUGCUGGGCAAACUCUUCUGUGCCAGGGGAAAGAAAACCGGGCACCCUUCAUAUGCCUGGACCUAAGAGCUUGUCACCCUCAUCUCUCCCAGGAAUCCAGGGUGCCAGGGAGGAGGGCACAGCACCUUAACUACAAUACGAUUAACUGCUGGAUACUCUCCUCACCAUCCGGAAGAGCGAGACGUGGGCACCUUCUACUCUGGGAGACACAUUUGCUGGAGAACUGUGACUUGGGCACCUUUGCCAGGGGACUAAUACUUGGCACUGUCUCUUUGUUACAGGGCACAGACUUGGGCACUUCCUUCUGCAACGGCACCUUCUCCUGAGAUCUGGGCACAAUUUAUCAAAACAAGACUGGAAAAUAUUUUCUGCGCCAGUGAAGGGUUGGGCAUAGUCUUAUAUCAUUUAGGACUUGGCCCUCUGUUUUAUGCCAGUAGGGCAAUCAUUCCUCUGCAGAGAUUCAUCAUUGCAAAGCAGUGAAUUCAAGUGGAAGCCGAUCUUACUGCACAGGAUUAACAGCUGGGCAUCCGCAUACAAGACUGGCACAAGGGCACAGAUAACGGAGCUUUUUUCUGAUCCCCUGGACAAAGAGAAAGGCAUUAUCAGUGGUGCCAAGGGUAAGUUGAAGGGUGUUCUUACUGGUGCCCACGGAAAGGAGAGGGCUAUUUUCAUUGGUGCCCAGGAAAAGGUCAUUCUUUACGUUGCCUGGGGGAGAGAAGGGCAUUUUCAGUGGUGCCCAGGACAAAGAAAAGGGCAUUAUCAUUGGGACAAAGAAUAAAGUAUUGUCAGUGGUCCCUAAGACUUGAAUCUGGGCAUCACCAGGGAUAAGAUCCAUAAGAUUAGGGCACCCUAUCUUCAGGAGGCUUACAUAUAUCUCUGCCAAGGAGAAAGACUGGCACUGACUGUCAGGGACCUACCACAGAGCACUUUACCCUUGUCACUGCCACUGGGCAUUAACAGUGAGCAUUAAACAGAGAGAUCUUUAGUGCCCCUCACUGCAUGCCAAGCGGAGGAAUCACCCACAGGACCUCUGAUCAUGAUGAGUAGAUAGCACCCUACACAAUGACCAUGGCUCCCAGGAAAAGGAGUCGUCAUGCCCUUGGGUUCCUUUGCUGCUUCGGGAGCAGUGAACACCCUGAAAUCAACCUCAAGGACAACAAUCCGCUUCAUUUCAUGGAAUUUGCUGGGCCAAUUCCCUCGGCUGAGGAGCUCAAUGCCAGGUUCUCCGAACUAGUGGAUGAACUGGAUCUCACAGAAAAAAACAGAGAGGCCAUGUUUGCUCUUCCCCCAGAGAAAAAAUGGCAAAUCUACUGCAGCAAGAAGAAGGAACAGGAGGACCCAAACAAGCUCGCGACCAGCUGGCCUGAUUAUUACAUCGAUCGCAUCAACUCCAUGGCGGCGAUGCAGACACUGUAUGCCUUUGAUGAAGAGGAUACAGAAAUGAGGAAUAAAAUAGUAGAGGACUUAAAGACGGCAUUAAGGACCCAGCCAAUGAGGUUUGUAACAAGGUUUAUUGAGUUAGAUGGCCUGACCUGUCUGUUGAACUUCCUGAAGAGUAUGGACUAUGAAACCUCAGAGAGUCGAAUACACACAUCCGUUAUAGGAUGUAUCAAGGCACUUAUGAAUAAUUCCCAGGGACGCACCCAUGUUUUGGCCCAUCCUGAGAGCAUCAACAUCAUCUCCCAGAGCUUACGGACAGAGAACUUCAAGACCAAGAUCGCUGUCCUUGAGAUUCUAGGAGCUGUGUGCUUAGUCCCAGAUGGGCACAAGAAGGUGCUUCAAGCCAUGUUACAUUACCAAGUCUAUGCUUCAGAACGAACGCGAUUCCAGACCCUGCUGAAUGAGUUGGACAGGAGUAUUGGCAAAUACCGGGAUGAAGUCAACCUCAAAACUGCAAUAAUGUCCUUUAUCAAUGCUGUUCUGAAUGCAGGUGCCGGAGAGGAUAAUUUAGAAUUCCGGUUACAUCUUCGGUACGAGUUCUUGAUGUUGGGAAUACAGCCUGUCAUUGACAAGCUGAGGCGGCAUGAGAAUGCAACGUUGGACAGGCAUUUAGAUUUCUUUGAAAUGGUGAGAAAUGAAGAUGAAAUUGAAUUGGCCAAAAGGUUUGAAACGAUCCACAUAGACACCAAAAGUGCCACACAGAUGUUUGAACUUGUUAAGAAGAAAAUGAAACAUACAGAUUCCUAUCCCUACUUGUUAUCUAUACUCCAGCACUGUUUACAGAUGCCAUAUAAGUGGAAUGGUAGCACUAUCCAACACUGGCAACUUCUAGAUAGAAUAUUGCAACAAAUUGUUCUACAGGAUGAGAAAGGAGGAGAUCCCGAUGUUGCACCACUAGAAAACUUCAAUGUCAAAAACAUCAUUAAGAUGUUGGUGAAUGAAAAUGAAGUGAAACAGUGGAGAGAACAAGCAGAGAAGUUCAGGAAAGAGCACACAGAGCUGAACGGCAGGUUGGAGAAAAAAGAAAGGGAGUGUGAGAUAAAGACACAAGAGAAGGAAGAGAUGAUGAAGACAUUAAAUAAGAUGAAAGACAAAUUGCAGAAGGAAUCAUCAGAGCUACGGCAGGCGCGGGAUCAUAUGACUGAUCUCAUGUCCCAGCUUAAUGAACUCUCGAAUGCCGGAGCCCUUUCAUUCUCCCCUCCACCUCCCCCACCACCUGGUGGACCAUUCAUUCUUCCUCCACCUUUACCUGAGAACUUGCCACCCCCACCACCUCCUCUGUACUUCCCUUCUUUCCCACCACCACCACCACCUCCUCCACCACCACCAGGAGGACCACCUCCUCCCCCAGGAGCUCCUCCCUUUUUCAGCAUGGGUAUGCAAGCCCCUCCUCUCACCACUUUUAACUGUGGCACAGGUUUGAGAAAGAAAUCCAUUCCUCAGCCUUCCCAUCCACUGAAGUCCUUCAACUGGUCCAAGCUGAAUGAGGAUAAAAUCAAUGGAACCAUCUGGAAUGAAAUUGAUGACAUCCAUGCUUUCAAGAUGUUGGACUUGGAUGAGUUUGAAAGAAUGUUUUCAGCUUACCAACGGCACCAGGAUCUGCUAAAUAACACCACUCUCAAGCAGAAAGAAAUGGACUCAAUGGAGGAUCUUUACGUCUCCACGCGCAAAGUCAAGGAGUUGUCUGUCAUUGAUGGACGAAGAGCACAAAAUUGUGUCAUCCUCCUCUCUAAACUCAAGUUGUCAAAUGAAGAAAUCAAGAGAGCCAUUAUGGAAAUGGAUGAGCAGGAAGACCUCCCAAAAGACAUGUUGGAACAGCUACUGAAAUUCGUUCCUGAGAAGAGCGACGUUGACCUCUUGGAAGAGCACAAGCAUGAAAUAGACCGAAUGGCUCGGGCAGACCGAUUCUUGUAUGAAAUGAGCAGGAUUGAUCACUAUCAGCAGCGACUUCAAGCUUUGUUUUUUAAGAAGAAGCUGCCAGAAAGAUUUGCAGAAACCAAACCCAAAGUUGAAGCCUUACUGCUGGCAUGCAAGGAGCUGAUGCGAAGCAAGCAGCUAAAGCAACUGUUCGAGGUGGUCUUGGCAUUUGGAAAUUACAUGAACAAAGGUCAAAGAGGCAAUGCAUUUGGAUUCAAAGUUGCAAGCUUAAACAAGAUAAUAGACACCAAAUCCAGCAUAGAUAGGAACAUAACCCUGUUGCACUAUUUAAUUAUGAUAUUUGAGAGGACAUACCCAGAUAUACUGAACAUCCAGACUGAGCUUCAGCAUCUUACAGAUGCAGCUAAAGUCAACUUGGUGGAACUGGAAAAGGAAGUUGGGAAUAUCAAGAAAGGACUGAGAGCUGUAGAGUCAGAACUUGAAUAUCAGAAGCACCAGUACAGAGAGCCAGAUGACCACUUUGUACCAGUCAUGAGCGACUUUAUCACCGUGGCCAGCUUCAGCGUUUCCGAACUAGAAGAUUUGCUUAGUGAAGCACGAGAAAAGUACACCAGGGCGAUGAAGCAUUUCGGAGAAGUAGAAGGCAAAAUGCAGCCGGAUGAGUUCUUUGGAAUCUUUGACACCUUCCUGCAGUCAUUUGCAGAGGCCAAACAAGACCUGGAGAACAUGAGGAAGAAAAAGGAGGAAGAGGAGCGUAGAGCUCGUAUGGAAGCUAUGCUGAAGGAACAACGCGAGAAAGAAAGACGACUAAAGAAGGCCAAAGCUGACAGCACCUCAGAAGAGACUGGAGAGUUUGACGACCUUGUGUCUGCCUUGAGGUCUGGCGAAGUGUUUGACAAGGACUUAUCCAAACUCAAGAGGAACCGCAAGCGUUCAGGGAAUCCGAUAUUGGACAGUAGUAGAGAGCGAGCCGUGACAAAGCUUAAUUACUAAGGAAGAGGUUUCAAAGAACCAGAACAUAGGGCUACUGCCUCAGGGUCACCAGCGAGUGGGGUUCUUGUGGGGUGACAAACUUUAUUGGCUUGUGAAGGAAUCACCUACAAGGAGUCUGUCGGUUCCAGGAAAGUGAAGAACUUCCAGAUAAGAAGCAGAUAACGUGGGAAUGUGUAUCGGACUCACUGCAAUCAUGCUUUAUAAAGUGCCAAGUCAUUAUUUGCACUCAUUUGACACAUUUCAGAAAUAAUAAUAACACGUAGACUUAUUUAGCCAAGUCAACUGCCUUCCCGCAUAAAGACUGGCAAGAUUCCACCGUCACAGACUGAAAUAAAAAUAAUUAUAGAGCGAUUUUGUGGUUCUGCACCAGAAAGGGUCAGGCUUGAGACUUGGACAUGCCUCACACUGCUGUCAACUUUAUGCCCAACACUCUUGCUGGAUACUCCAACCUCCAAAGGGUAUAGAGUGUUCCCCGCUGCAGUCGCUCUUAACUGACCUUAGUCCAAAUAUAAGUCUUGUAGAAUGUCACAAACACAGUUUUUUUUGAGUUUCAGAAUUCCAGGACUCCCUCCAGUUUCUAAAAGCUAAACAUACAAACCACUGUGUGAUUACAAAAUGGGUCGCACUUUUCACCCUUUCAUAAUGCUGCCAUGUUUAAAACUGGCUCAGCAGAUGCUUUUUUCCCGGGGUCAGCGUGCAAACCCUUCUGGCGGGCCAAAGAAAAGCACAAAAUGUAACAGAGGAGAAACGGAAACAGAGGAAUCAUCAGAUUCUGGGCCUAAAUUCUAUCAUGGGCACGUGCCAAAUUUUAUUUCCCAUAGAACUACAUUUCAUAAUUGGAAAACAAAGUAUUUGAUUGAGAAUAAAUGAGAACCCUCCAAUGGGGACCCAAGAACAUUGGAUUACAUGCCAGUGUCUACAA
Messenger RNA from Xenopus laevis (African clawed frog), 5377 nucleotides. It is a transcript of the gene daam2.S, whose product is annotated as dishevelled associated activator of morphogenesis 2 S homeolog. NCBI's taxonomy places the organism in Eukaryota, Metazoa, Chordata, Amphibia, Anura, Pipidae. Gene Ontology annotation, biological process: positive regulation of canonical Wnt signaling pathway; actin cytoskeleton organization; regulation of non-canonical Wnt signaling pathway. Gene Ontology annotation, cellular component: cytoskeleton. The record is from RefSeq and is a predicted model, not a curated record. The transcript is spliced from 26 exons. The coding region runs from base 1207 to 4455 and encodes 1082 amino acids. Gene Ontology annotation, molecular function: actin binding; small GTPase binding.